AUGUACAAAUUUUGGAUCCUGCCUUCGUUCCAGUUUCAAGCACCGUGCAAAGCUCCCUGGCCGCCUGGCCUCAGCUUGUUUCAGAUGUGCAGGUUUAAAAGGCUUUGCAUGUUCUUCGCCUCAUGUGUCUUGGGUUGGGACAACAGGGCCAAACGGACAAUUUUGCAGGGGAGCUCAUUGGCUCAGACUUUCACCCCAAAGGGUUACUGGGGCGCCAUGGAUGGCAAGGACCAUCUGGCGGCCCCGCUGCUUGGGAAGAAAGGACCUUCCUUAACACCUCUCUAUGCAGUCAGCCUACUUCGAACGACAGCAGUAGCCAUCGCUAUGAUCCCAGCCUUCAACUUGCGGGUUUCUGCGCUGGGCAAGGCGGCAGGCUACGACUCCGCGGCUGUCGCCAAUGCGUUGGGCCUUAUCACGGCCCUCCGGAGCUUCUCAGAAUUCACCGCGGCUCCGCUGCUGGCCUCCUGGUCGGACCGUCAGGGCCGGAAGCGGGCGCUGCUGAUGUCUUCGGUGGCCUUCGUCUUGGAAGCCGCGCUCAUCGCGGUCUCACCUGGGCUGCUGAUGAUGGGACUUGUUCAUGUCACAGCAGGAUUUUUGGCAUCCAAUGGCGCCAUUGAGACCAGCUGCAUCGCUGAUGCCACCCCUGCGGGUCCAAGACGUGCGGUCGCCGUGGGCCGCUUCUUGACGGUUGUGGGCGCUGCCUUGGUGUUGGGCGCCUUUUGCGGAGGCCUCUUGCUUGAGCACUGGGGUGGCCGCUCACCCUUUGCAUGCGCGGCUGUGCUGGCCUUUGUGGCAGUGCUGGCAUUGAUUAGCUUCGUGCCGGAAUACCUGCCACCUUCCCGCCGCUCCCAGACCUCCAAGUCGACACCUGCACUGGCAGCGUUGCAACUCUUAGUGCAAACUCCUUCCUUGCGCUGGUACGCGGCGGCCUCAGGACUCUUCAGUCUGGGGAUGGCGGUGUAUGGCACCGUGAAUGUCCUGUGGCUGAAGGAGGCCUUUGGAUGGAACGGGCAGGAUGUUGGCCAUUUCCUCUCGGCAGUUGGGGCGGCUCUUAUGAUCUCACAGGUUAUUUUCCUGCCCGUGCUGCUGCGUGUGGCAAAAGGGCGAGAAUCCUGGGUGGUACAAGGAGCAAUCGUGCUGCACGCCAUCAAGUUUGUCGGCUAUGCCUGGGCACCUCGUGGAUGUUGGGCCUAUGCAGUUCUAGCUGUCAGCUCGCCCACCUUUUGUGCAGCCCCCAUCCUCACAAGCCUUUGCACCAGGCACGUGCCAGCAACACAACAGGGUCUCUGGUCUGGGAGCGCCUCAGCCCUGUCAACUGCUGCCAAUGUCGUGGGGGCGCUGAUUGGCUCCCGGCUCCUAGCUUUGGCCCUCGACGGGCAUUUGCCCUUGGGGUCUCCACUUUAUGCAGGCACUGUGUUUCAUCUUAUGGCUGCGCUCUGUGUGGGCUGUGGGAGCCGCCUGCCUGAGAAGAAGGCGGAUGAGCCAGCUCCAGAGGACUCUGUCGCUGGUGCUUGA
Messenger RNA from Durusdinium trenchii, 1515 nucleotides. The record is from the annotation of a GenBank genome assembly. Lineage: Eukaryota; Dinophyceae; Suessiales; Symbiodiniaceae.